UCCGCUAGUGGCGCGCGCACCCGCCCCUUCAGCGCCUCUCCUCAUCCAUCUCACCGGCUAUUCUUCCCUUUUUCGCCCUCUCCCCUAUUCUCUCGCGCGUUCUCUCUCUCUCUCUCUCUCUCUCUCUCUCUUGGACCGCUUUGUCGCACCAAAGCGAAGGGAAGGACGGUGUCUGUCUGAGCACAUUGGCUGUCCCGAACCCUCCAUGCUCGUCUUCUGGACGAAAAUCCGAGCGUCAUUCCUGGAAAUAGAGGACUAUAAGUACUCAGAAUGUCAGAGAAGGGUUCCACGUCCGAUGUGAAGAACGCCAUGGAGGGAGACAGCAAAAGAACAAGAGAUCAGGAUCACGACUCAAAGAUAUCUGAUGAGCACCGAGACACAGAUGACUCAUCUGAGAAAACGUCCAGCAGGAUGUCCAGAUCUCCACAGAAAUCCUCCAAAAAACCAAAGACAGUGCCCGUGAAAGUCAUGCUGUUGGAUGGAUCCGAAUAUGAAACUGGAGUGGAGAAAUCCUGUAAAGGUCAAGUCUUGCUGGAUAUAGUGUGUGAGCAUCUGAACCUGCUGGAGAAGGACUACUUUGGCCUGACCUUCUGUGAUGCUGACAGUCAAAAGAACUGGCUGGACCCAUCAAAAGAGAUCAAAAAACAAAUUCGGGUAGGCUCCUGGCAGUUUUCAUUUGCUGUCAAGUUCUACCCCCCUGACCCCUCACAGCUGAUAGAAGACAUCACUCGGUAUUACCUGUGUCUUCAGUUAAGAGAGGACAUGCUGUCGGGGCGCUUGCCAUGUUCAUUUGUCACACACGCUUUGCUAGGCUCAUACGCCGUGCAGGCUGAGCUGGGAGAUUUUGACCCAGAAGAGCACGGACUUGACUACAUCAGUGAUUUCCGCUUCGCUCCCAACCAGACACGAGAGCUGGAAGAGAGGGUUAUGGAACUCCACCGCACCUACAGGGGCAUGAGUCCUGCGGAAGCUGAGAUGAACUUUCUGGAGAAUGCUAAAAAGCUCUCAAUGUACGGAGUUGAUCUUCAUCAUGCUAAGGACUCUGAGGGCAUUGACAUAAUGUUAGGUGUGUGUUCAAGUGGCCUGUUAAUCUACAGAGACCGUUUGCGCAUUAACCGUUUUGCCUGGCCCAAGAUUCUCAAAAUCUCCUAUAAGAGAAGCAACUUUUACAUCAAAAUCCGCCCUGGAGAGGUAGAGAAAAAGUAUGAACAGUUUGAGAGCACCAUUGGCUUUAAGCUGCCCAACCAUCGAGCUUCCAAACGCUUGUGGAAGGUCUGCAUUGAACACCACACCUUUUUCAGGUUGGUCUCUCCUGAACCCCCACCCAAAGGUUUUUUGGUGAUUGGCUCAAAGUUCCGCUACAGUGGGCGGACCCAGGCCCAGACUCGUCAGGCGAGUGCAUUAAUUGACAGGCCGGCCCCUCAGUUUGAGCGAUCGGCUAGCCGGAGGUACUUACUCUCACGCAGUCUCGAAGGAGCAUCUGCUCUGGGCGAUACAAUGGACAGACUCUCCCAGCACACUGCCAGUGACCCUGCACAUAGCCUCUCCAGAGACGAUCUGGACCGGGACUACAUGGAGCCUAGUCAGGAGGAUCUGGACCAGCAGCUGAAGCAAACUGUAGAUAAGAGAGAUGCUACUCCAUCAAAGGCCAUGGGGGAGGAGCCAGGCUCUCCUCUAGACUCUAAGGCUGAGUCGGACCAGGACUUGGCCCCUCGCCCGAAACAGGAGCAGUUCCUGGAUAAGCCUGAAGAUGUACUGCAAAAACAUCAGGCAAGUAUCAACGAACUGAAGAGAGCGCUGAGGGAGCCCAACAGCAAGCUAGUCCACAGAGAGAAACGUCUGUCUGUGACCUCUUCUGGCAGCACUCCAGAGAAAAAAACUGCCUCUGAGGAGCCCAUAUUUAUUGAGGAGCAAGAUGGUUGUCAAACAGACCUGACCCUCAGUUCAAAAGAGGAAAAGAACAAGAAACCUGCUAGAAUAGAGCCACCACUCACUCAGCAUGAAGGAGAGCAAGUGAUUAGUGGGAAAAUCUGUAUGUCUCGUGUUGACCCAAUGGGAAGCCAUACCAGAAAAUCAAAUAAGAACUCCAUCCCAUCCCCAGAGAAGCCUCAAAGAACCAAGAUUUAUGCAUUAAAGAAUGAACAUAUCCAUGAAACACAUUCUGCUGGCAAGAACAUAAAUGACAAUGGACUUCCACAUGAGAAAUAUUUGGAGAACGAUAUUCAUGCAAAUGGCUAUGAUGAAUAUCCAACAGAGAAGCACUGGACCGAAAGGAGAUAUGUUGGCACAACUCAUGUAGAAGAUAGUGUAAAUCUAGAUUUUUGGGACUAUGAGGACAGAAACCAGGGUGAGGUUUCUCCCAAUGCAGUAAUAGACAAACAUAUGCGAGAUCAGUAUAAUGGAAGCAGAUGGGAGAGACAAUCUGUGGAAAGUACAGACAACCAAAUUAAAACCAUUAGUAAAACCAAAACAGCUGAAAACAAGGUAGUUCUAAGGAGUGAUUCAGUUAAGAGUAAUGCUGCUGAACCAGAGCCAAAGCGAGUUGUUCCCUUGAAACCAGAGAGGUCCAAAAAACUAAAAGGAAAACAUGGAGUCAAAGGUCAAAGUGAAAGAGACACAAUCUGUUCUAAUUUAUUUGAUGAGACAAAAGGAACAAAGUCAGAGGAAUCAUCUGGAAUUGAAAAAAUACCAUCUUUUUUCACACAGACAAGUAUGUCUUCAGCCAUGGAUAGCAGCGCAGCAGUUCCUAAAAGAGACUACACAGCUAAUGGCUAUGUUAGGGAAACGAGAAAACGCAGCCAUCCUCCACAAACAUACAGGACACAAUUUCAGGAUACAGAAGACAACACUGAUCAGAGACUUAGUGAAGUUGAUGACCAAGCGUGCUUUGAAGAUACUUCCCCACUGUCUGAUUUCCCAUCAAACUUAAUAAUUUCUGGCUUUGAGCAAAUGACUCCUUUGUAUUCUCAUGUAAAGUCCCAGAAGACGAGAGAGAUGCGACAAAAACAGUCUUCUCCUACUGACUCCAGCCACAGCCUUCUCAAGAGUUCCAGCUUAGAAUCAGCUCAAAAGAAACCAUCGGAACCCCUUCCCACCCCAGCAAUUCAUGCGGAACCUCAGGAGGAAGUCCAGAGAGAGCCAUGGGAACGGCGUCUGGGAUCAGUGUCCGAGGAUGACCCUGACCCAGAGAAUCUGUAUCUCAAGGAGACCCACCUGGGCAUUGAACGCAAAUGCUCCAGCAUCACCGUUAGCUCCACUUCCAGUUUAGAGGCCGAGGUGGACUUCACUGUCCUCAUGGACCUUCAAACAGGGAUGGAAGAGUUCUCCAGAGGAAUGUCGGAGUUAGGAGAGAAGGACUUCUCACCUGAACUUUGUGUUUCAGACCGGCCAGCACAUCCGGCCUUCAUGCUAGGGUCUGAGCCCAUCAUCAUUCCACAGGAGAAACCUGCAGAACUAUUAAGGUCGGUGGAAGAACCGAAGCCCAUUGUAGAACAGAAGCCUGUGGAGCAGCGCAAACCUGAGCCUUUUGUGCCAAAAAAAGCUCCAAGGUCAGUGAAGGCUGCUCAGGCUUUAAAAAAGGAAUCUGCAGAGCUCGUUCACAUCCAGUCAGUAAGGCAAGAUGGUUCAGACACAGCAUCUUUACAGAUCCAUAGCAGAGACAGCAGUGAUAUAAUUGCCUCUCAAGCUCUAAGAAAAACAGAAGUCAAGACUGAGACGCAGCCAAAUGGGUCAGAGGUUACCACAACCAUUAUGGAGAUAGCAGACCAGGAUCAUGGUAUGAGUGGUCUGCGUGAAGCUCCAUUCUCAGUGACAGAGAGGAUCUCUCCUGUGAGCUUCGGAUCUUUGGCCAGAGAGGGUUCUGGGUCUCCUCUAUUUGUAACAGAGAAUGUGACGUCAGCCACAACACAUGUUACCAAAACAGUAAAAGGAGGAUACUCAGAGACAAGAAUUGAGAAGAGGAUUAUCAUUACUGGCGAUGAUGAUGUUGACCAAGAUCAAGCACUCGCCAUGGCAAUAAAAGAAGCCAAGCAGCAGCAUCCUGACAUGUUGGUAACCAAGGCCAUAGUUGUCAGGGAAACAGAAUCUUCCACACAAGAUGCACAUGAGCAAUUCAAGUCCUGAUCUAUUAGGCUGUCAGGACUGUUCGCAGGAGAAGUACUGUAUUUUAAACCACCUACUGAUGGUGGAUCAUGGACACCCACUAUCCAGCACCCAUCAAUCCUAACCCACAGGAUCCAGCGCCUCCCCAGUGGCGUACAGAUAUACAUCCUCCCUGUAACAAUUCAAACCUCACAUCUGUGCACCCAUCUGUCUGUUUUUACAUUCAAUGCGGUCAUGCUGAAUGGGAAACUUUUCUCUGUCUAGUUCUCACAUACAACAGGCACCAAAGGUGGCAUUGUGCAUGCCAUGCUGAACCAUUCUACCAUUUGAAACUGAUUAUUUCUCUUGGUGUAAGGAGAUCUAUUGCAUAGGCAAAAGGGAAGGCAACAUAUGAGCUUAUUUUGUAAUCAUCAGACUAUAGGAAAAGUAACUUCUCACAGAACACAUAUGACUGUUACUUGAACAGCUAAAGCUACAAUGCUGUUAAAUUUUAAUUCUCAGACUAUUUGUGUGUGUGUGUGAGAUGAUGGUCAUAUGAAAGAAAAGGCAACAAAUGGGCUAAAAGAUGGGCACCAUCAGACCAACUACAGUGGAUCAGUGCACUCAUCAGAUAGACACAUAUGGUGCUGACAGGGAAUGGACAGAUUGCUGGACACAAGGACAACAAUUUGUGCCAAUUAUUGAAAGAAGACACUUCUGGGAAGCAGUGGUCUUCUGAGAGGAGAAAAGAGAAAUAAACAAGAAACAGCUUUGAAACAGGAUGACACAAAUACUCAACAUAAAGUGAAGAUAACCAUUGUCAUUGAAGAUAAGUACUCCAUAAAAAUCUCUAUAGGGCCUUGUUCCUGGAAAGUGUGAUGUUGUACAUAAUGUAUAAUUGGCCCUGGAUAGCCCUUCAUUAAUCCUGUAUGAUUCAUGUUCAGGUUGCAAAAUAAAAUUUUCCUUUAAAUGAGGUGCUAAUUCCCAAGGUGAAAACCAAUUCCUGAAAAAAAAAAAAAAAAAUACACAUUUCAUAUUAUUAAGAAAAUCCCUUCACUUCUCUCCAAUCAGGCUUUAAUCAAUCUGGUAUUUAUGUAAUAUGAACAUGUUUAUAUGAAUGGUUUUGCACAAGAAUUGAAGAACCAAUGAUAAUAUUUUGUUUUAUAUAGGUAUUUUAAACAAAGAGAAAAUGCCCUAGAUAUAUUGACCCUGAUGCUAGCAAAGCAGAAUAAAGUGUGUUGAAUAAUUGUGUCAUAUGCAUGUCAAACUGCCCAAUUAUUAGUGUUACUAGUUUUUUAGGAAAAAAAAAAAUCAAAGAAGAUACAGAUACUAUUAUUUGGCUUUUCAAAUACCUCCAGUCUCAUCUUUCUUUCUUUCUUUUUUUUUUUUUUAAGGAAAAACUGUUCAUGCUAAUUCACCAUGUCCCAUAAGCAAAUGUCUUUACAGUUUCACAGUGUUUCAAUAUAAUGAUUGCUUACUCUGUGGUAGAUGUCAUGAGCGUUUUAUUUCUAUUUUCAGUGGAUUGUUUGUGCAGUGAUUCUCCUUAAAUUCUUCCCUCUGUAACACUAGUGCUGGAACAGCCUAAAGAAUGAAUGCAGAUGUCUGUUGUAGUGGUUUAUAGGUGAAUGGGCCUUAAAUGGUACACGCAUUACUGUGCUUUAAAAUGAUACUUGGGGAAACUGUGUAAGAAUGAAGAAUCUCAUGCUCUGAUUUUCACUAGAGGGCUGAACGUGACUUGUAGAGGAUUGUGUUAUGGACCUUUAACAAACAAUUGUACCAUGUGAAUGUGUCACAUAGGCACACCUUUCUCAACUUGAAAAUGUCAUGGGUAGAAUUAGAGCAUUAAGAAAUUUAAGCAGUACAUUUACAGACUUAAAUGGAGUGGUUUUCCAGACAAGGUUGAAAAUAAAACAUCAUAAUCCUAGAAGAAUAAAAAUAUGGAUUUCCUACUAUUUAACUUCCUAGCUUUUAGAUCCUUCAUUGAAUUAAGAUGCUAUCUUUCAUAAAAUUAACACAAAUUAACAGUUAGAAAACAGUAAUUACAACUUAUAGAAAUAAUCAAAAAGCAACCUAUUUUUAAACAUAGCUAGGUCUGAUUUCUGCUUUAUCUGGCCACAUAGAUUGUAUCCAACAUUCAUUAUUUAUAUAGUGAACAUUAAUAGAGGUAUGGCUAAUCUGAAAAUAAACCUGUCAUCCUUGAAAUUUAAUUUUCAGCUUGUAGUACAUUGCCUUUAAUUUUAUUUUUUAAAAUAGCAUUAGUGGGGUAUUUUAGCCUACACUGAACUGUAGUUAAUAGAUAAAACAUUCAGCAAUCCGGAUGUAUUGUGCCAUUUAACCAAAAAGUCAUGGCUGGAAAACCGCCCCUGAUUUUCUUUAUAAGAGUACAAAAGUGCCAUAGAAAGCUGCUAACUUCAUUCCAAGCCAUUCAUCAGCUUCUUAACCCAGACCUUCAACUCAAACCAAGUCCUCUAACAUAAGCCUAUGAAUGAUUUAGCAGUGUGCUAAUGCUAUCUUAAAUAUCCUGCUUGUUAGUUUACAGUAGUUUUCUCUCAUUUCCUGUACUGAAGAAGGGUUUAAGAGAACAAAGUGACUUGAUUUGGUAAGGAGUUGGUGACAUCUAUUGAGCAGAUGUUGCUUCCAUUGCAGUUCAGGGUUCAUAACCUCACUCUACCUUUUCUAAUAAUGAUUCAUCAUGUGCCAUGGAGGUCAUGUGCUAAAGGACAGAGAACAUCACUGAUGAAUACAGCUCUGCAUCUCUGCAUAUGAUCUUCUACUGUUUUUGCAUUUACACUUCUUUCACUUGUACUCUGUAAUUCCUACUGCUUGGUUUCCUGUGUUUGCUGUACAGUGGUCUACAUGAAAUAAAUUGGCCAAUUAAUGCCAUGUGGUGUCGUAAAUUAGUGUACCUUUAUCAUGCAGUAGCAGCAUCUGGUCUACUGAAGAAUAGCCUUCUUUAAAAAUAAAUAAAUAAAUAAAUAAAAAAAACUGAACAUAAGCAGUACAUCAUGUACCACAAGGGGGCACAUAUAACCUCUACAGUGUUCAGAUCCAUAUUCAGUGUUCAGAACACUAAAGAAUGUGCAAUCAGUGUGCAUAAACUUUUUGCAGACUAUUACAUUAAAAACUGCAAACACGUUUGAAAUUCUUCCAUAUAUUUUGUCACAUAUUUUUAAUGCCAUUACAGAACUUGAAUGAAUAUGUCCAAAAUUAUCUUUAGUCAUGUUGAUUUGUUUAUUUAAAGACCUAGUUUAUUUAAAGUUUGCAAAGAGACAGUUCAUGCUGAGCAACUGUAUGGAUGGUGUAAAUGGAUGGUGUGCAAUGUGCCCACUUAACCACAGCAACUUGCUACACAAUGGUGUUGUAAAUACCUAAUUCACAAAUGAACGUAUUAGCAGUAAAACAAAUACUGACUAUUAUUUAAGGCUGGUUUCAGCACUGAGACAGCAGCCUGAGGUUAUUUAUUCUACGACAGAAAACAGGGGCCUUAAACAUUACACACCUUGAGGACAUUACACAUCAACACCAAAUCACCAAAAUCUAGAAAACAAUGUACAAGACUGAUUGAGGAUUGAGGAUGUUAAAAACUUCACUGAUCAGAAUCUGUAGCAUUAUGGAGUCAUUUUGUAUAACAAAGCAUCAGGACAUCCAUCAGGUUUAUGUGUUAAUGUACUGUGAUGUUGACUGUCUGUGGUAGAUUCAUAGAAUCUGCAGAUUAUAAUACAUCUAUAGAGUUAUGUACUGCAUUGGUCCUUCAGUUGUUAAAAUUGUAGUGUUUUCAUGUUUGUGUUGAAUUUACAUUUUUAUACAGUACAUUUUACAUUUUAUAACUCAUAAAUUGUUAGACAGAUUGAAGGCACCCUGAUGUGUAAUUCUCAAAUAUGGAUGAAAUUUAACAUCUUGAUAAUCCACCCUAAAAUGACUGUUAGUUAGAUUGUUAGUUGUUAGAAGGCUUUAUAUGGCACUAUUUUAGCAUGUUUCUUUUUUAAAAAAAAUCAUCUCUUGCUGCAGUUCUAAAGAUUGGUCUUCCUAAUUGAUAAAUGACUCUAAUUUCACUCAGUGGUAAGUGUGUAACGUAAUAAAGUAUGCAGUAUCUUCCCAAUGAACACACAGAUCUCUAGAACAAGGUAGGCAG
Molecule: messenger RNA, 8212 nt
Organism: Pangasianodon hypophthalmus (striped catfish)
Lineage: Eukaryota; Metazoa; Chordata; Actinopteri; Siluriformes; Pangasiidae
Product: band 4.1-like protein 1
Exons: 24
Coding region: 271-4122 (1283 amino acids)
Biological process (GO): cortical actin cytoskeleton organization
Cellular component (GO): plasma membrane; cytoskeleton
Molecular function (GO): structural molecule activity; actin binding
Source: RefSeq, a predicted model, not a curated record